Molecule: messenger RNA, 1872 nt
Organism: Cordyceps fumosorosea ARSEF 2679
Lineage: Eukaryota; Fungi; Ascomycota; Sordariomycetes; Hypocreales; Cordycipitaceae
Exons: 3
Coding region: 1-1872 (623 amino acids)
Source: RefSeq, a predicted model, not a curated record
AUGGCCCCGGCUCGUCCAGAAUCCAUCCGCCCCGGCCUUAUCCACCAGACAGCCUUUGACGUUCUCGAAGACGCUACUGCCAGGAUGCACUUAUACCCUCCUGCUAACAAGGACGGCAACUCCUUCUCUCGCGCCCUCGGCGAACUCGUCAUCAACAAUAGCCAAAACAUCUCCCCCGCCAGGAACGAUCCGGAUCCCAAGCUUCUCAAACCUCAGAUUGAGCAGCACGUUGCGCGACUCCAGCGCCCUGCCUUGAGCGCCCACACGUUUGAGCCACUUGCUGUGCUUGACGAAAACAGUGACACGACUUUUGUGCAGCAGAGAGUAGAGACAAAACACUGCACCAGCGGCCAGACCCUUACUGCUAUAUACACUGCAUCUGAGCCCACACUGCGAGACCAAGUUCAGAAGCAUCUUGCAGCAGAGCCGAGCGCAGGCGACCCGCAUCAGCCACGGUUUCAUGGCUGCAGUCGUGAAUCGAAUCCGGCUAUGCUCUUUGGCUGCAACUUGCUGCACUCUGUCCCGAAAUCAGGAUCUACCCAGCAGCCAUCAGCCCAACAGCAACAAACUAACAGAGUUACGCUUUUAGCAACACCAAUCAGUGCUAUCCAGUCAAAUUUCAGCACCAUGUCUUGGGAUCAACAGAACCCGCCACCACCUUAUGAUGGCCCUGCAUUAAAGGUGCCCGAGGUGGUCAACAUGGUUGAGCAUGCCCUUUCGCCAGCCCUCUCAGGCAUCUCGGACCGUAGUGAAAGUUUUGCCGGGAGCUCUAGAACUGGUUCUUUUUCCGUCCCGCGCAUUGAAGACUCGCUCGAGGAGCUUGAUAGGCUCGAGGAGCAGCUCGAGGCAGUCGGUGCCCUAGCCAAGAUCAAGACAGCAGCGCCCAACGACAAUGUGGUCAGGUCGCCUGCGGCCAAGUCUGCUGUCAGGUCGCCUUCCGUCCAAUCACUGACGCAGCGCACCGCGAUGAUGAGCCUAAACAGCAAGACAAGUGAGCAGUCCCUGCGCCGAUCUGCUUCCAUGACGCUGCGUCAGAAGAAUCACCAACCAGCGACACCUCCUACCAAACUGGCUGAUAGUCCAGUCAGUGGCAGCACUAGGCGUUCGGUACGCUCAACACCAUCUAGAUCGCCAACAAGCAAGUCGACAAAGCAGCCAACGGUUCCCAAGUUCGAGUUGCCCGGCGAGGCUGUCGCUCGUCGAUUGAAGGAGCAGCGCGAGGCUCGCCAGGCUCUUCUCGAAAAGAGUCAAAAGGUCAACGCUGCACCUGCCAAGCCGCGCGGCGUGACGAAACCUUCUUUUGAGUUGCCUGGUGAAGCUAUUUCUCGCAGAAAGAGGGAGCAACACGAAGCGAAGCUGCGGGCUGAGGAAGAAGAAAUGCGAAGGAAGCGAGAAUUCAAAGCCCGUCCGUUUCGCAAUAGCAGUGCACCGGGUGUCACACCUCGCGAGACCAUUGCAAGCCGUGCAAGACAGGUGAAGCUACAAGAGGAUGAAGCCAAGGCCAGGGCAGCGGCAGCAGCUGCCACAGUCCGGGGCAAGAGACUGUCAGUCAUUCCCAACGGACAAGCAUCUGUGGCACCCGGUACCGUCAGGAAGACUAGCGCCCCGACUGCCGGCCAGAGACCUACCUCGUCCUUGAGCACGGCCCAGAAGACGGCGCGACGCCAGAGUACCAUUAGUGAUAUCAGCGCGCCAAGACUGAGACCCCAACCUGCUCAAGAUAUCGGAGUCAAGACUGCCAGGGAGCAAGCUGCUGAACGCUCUAGAGCCGCGAGUCGCGAAUGGGCAGAGAAGAAACGACGCCAGGAGCUGGCACAGAAGGAGGCACAGCGGCGCAGCGUGGUCGGCAGCCAAGUGCGGGCCGAAAUGUAG